This is a messenger RNA of Capsella rubella, 1593 nucleotides long. Its product is annotated as high affinity nitrate transporter 2.4. The coding region runs from base 1 to 1593 and encodes 530 amino acids. Gene Ontology annotation, biological process: cellular response to nitrate; nitrate transmembrane transport. Gene Ontology annotation, cellular component: plant-type vacuole membrane; plasma membrane. The record is from RefSeq and is a predicted model, not a curated record. The transcript has 4 exons. Gene Ontology annotation, molecular function: nitrate transmembrane transporter activity. Lineage: Eukaryota; Viridiplantae; Streptophyta; Magnoliopsida; Brassicales; Brassicaceae.
AUGGUCGAUGGUUUCGGUGAACCCGGAAGCUCAAUGCACGGAGUAACCGGCCGAGAACAAAGCUAUGCGUUCUUCGUCGAGUCUCCGGCCGUACCUUCCGACACAUCAGCAAAAUUCUCUCUUCCAGUCGACACCGAACACAAAGCCAAAGUCUUCAAACUCUUAUCCUUUGAAGCUCCACAUAUGAGAACGUUCCACCUUGCUUGGAUCUCAUUCUUCACUUGCUUCAUCUCCACAUUUGCUGCAGCACCUCUUGUCCCCAUCAUUCGAGAUAACCUUAAUCUCACCAGACAAGAUGUCGGAAAUGCCGGUGUUGCUUCUGUCUCUGGCAGUAUCUUCUCUAGGCUUGUUAUGGGAGCCGUCUGCGAUCUCCUUGGGCCACGUUAUGGCUGUGCUUUCCUCGUCAUGCUCUCUGCUCCGACCGUCUUCUCCAUGUCUUUCGUUGCUGAUGCCGGCGGGUACAUAACGGUGAGGUUCAUGAUCGGAUUCUGCCUCGCAACCUUUGUGUCAUGUCAGUACUGGAUGAGCACAAUGUUCAACGGUCAGAUCAUAGGUUUGGUGAACGGGACAGCGGCCGGAUGGGGGAACAUGGGAGGUGGAGUCACGCAGCUACUCAUGCCGAUGGUCUAUGAGAUCAUUCGACGCUUGGGGUCUACGUCCUUCACAGCGUGGAGGAUGGCCUUUUUUGUCCCCGGGUGGAUGCACAUCAUCAUGGGUAUCUUGGUCUUGACUUUAGGACAAGACCUCCCAGAUGGUAAUAGAAGCACACUCGAGAAGAAAGGUGCUGUUACUAAAGACAAGUUCUCAAAGGUUUUAUGGUACGCGAUCACAAACUAUAGGACAUGGGUUUUCGUGCUGUUAUAUGGAUACUCCAUGGGAGUAGAGCUCACAACCGAUAACGUCAUCGCUGAGUACUUUUUCGACAGGUUCCAUCUCAAGCUUCACACGGCCGGUAUAAUCGCUGCAAGCUUUGGUAUGGCUAACUUUUUUGCUCGUCCUAUUGGUGGUUGGGCCUCAGACAUUGCGGCUAGACACUUCGGCAUGAGAGGCCGUCUUUGGACGUUAUGGAUCAUCCAAACCUUAGGCGGUGGUUUCUGCGUAUGGCUAGGCCGAGCCACGACCCUUCCAACAGCUGUUUUCUCCAUGAUCCUCUUCUCUCUCGGGGCUCAAGCCGCUUGUGGAGCCACCUUCGCCAUCAUACCUUUCAUCUCACGCCGCUCUUUAGGGAUCAUCUCUGGUCUUACUGGAGCUGGAGGAAACUUCGGCUCCGGUUUGACCCAGCUCGUGUUCUUCUCAACCUCAACGUUCACUACGGAGCAAGGACUGACGUGGAUGGGGGUGAUGAUUAUGGCGUGUACACUACCCGUUACUUUAGUGCAUUUCCCGCAAUGGGGAAGCAUGUUUUUGGCUUCCACGGAAGAUGCAGUGAAGUCUACGGAGGAGUAUUAUUAUUUGAAAGAGUGGACGGAGACGGAGAAGCAAAAAGGUAUGCAUGAAGGGAGUUUGAAGUUCGCCGUCAAUAGUAGAUCGGAGCGUGGAAGGCGCGUGGGGUCUGCAACAUCUCCUCCUAGUGGUACGCCGGAACACGUUUAA